This is a messenger RNA of Strongylus vulgaris, 587 nucleotides long. The record is from the annotation of a GenBank genome assembly. Lineage: Eukaryota; Metazoa; Nematoda; Chromadorea; Rhabditida; Strongylidae.
AUGUUAACAUCACGAUCUCAAGUGGUAGACAAGCGCCGUCUCAUGAAGUUCAUGACAUUCUGUCUCGAAUGGAACACGAAGCGUGAGGAAAUGGAAGGCUGGAAGGAAUAUCAGGAUGAACCAUUUGAGAAGUUCUUGGAAUCUCAGGAAAUUACCGGAGAGCUUCGCAGCUACAUCGCUGAUGCUAUUGGAAUACUUCAUCCGAAUGCUACAACCAAGGAUGGUCUGACAGCUGUCUGUAAAUUUGUGGAUUCUGUGGGACGUUUCGGUCCCUCGCCAUUCCUCACUUCGCUCUAUGGGAGCGGUGAGAUUCCGCAGUGUUUUUGCAGACUUUGUGCUGUAUUCGGUGGAUUGUACUGUCUUGGGCGACCUGUGGAAGCUUUGAUCCAAAAAGAUGGAAAGGUUGUCGGCGUAAUUGCCGACGGAUUCCGGGUUAAUUGCACACAUCUGAUCAUGUCGUCCGAAUAUGUUCCAGCUAGUGUAGAGUCUAAGGGUCCUGAGAAAUGGAUCGAUAGAGCUGUCUAUGUAACAAAUAGAUCGAUAUGGACAGAAGAGAAGGAGCACGUGAGUUUUGGAGGUUCUUGAAG